Messenger RNA from Strongylocentrotus purpuratus (purple sea urchin), 2819 nucleotides. Its product is annotated as DAP3-binding cell death enhancer 1. The transcript has 9 exons. The record is from RefSeq and is a predicted model, not a curated record. Gene Ontology annotation, molecular function: protein binding. The coding region runs from base 146 to 2332 and encodes 728 amino acids. NCBI's taxonomy places the organism in Eukaryota, Metazoa, Echinodermata, Echinoidea, Camarodonta, Strongylocentrotidae.
UUCUUAUCACGUGAUCAUCACACUUCGUGUUUCUGAUGUGGCGACAACGUCGGAGGAUUCUGCGACGAAAUACACGAAAAAUGGUGGUAUUUUCACAUCCUAUCCCAUAUUUUCCAACUUAGAUGAAAAGGAGCAAGCAUAAGACAUGUUCAGGGUUCUUCAGAAUCUACCACAAAGAUUGUUCAAGUCUCACCAUGGGCAUAGUGGAGUCUACUGGGCCAAUAGAGGGCAGCCUGUGGCUGAAUCUCAACGCAGGAAGUAUCAGGAUAACAUCAUCGUGGUCUCUUAUCCAAGUCAUGACCUAGAUGCAAGCCUUCACACAAGCAGCCGCCUUGAGAAGGUUGGACACCAGGGGAGCUCUGAUGAAGAAUGGAAGAGGAGCUUCAAGCAGCGGAUAGAAUGGGACUCCUUCCGAAGGUCUAGCUAUGCCUCAGAAGCUCUCGGAUGGGGCUCCAUCAUUGUUCUGGGCCUGCAGCUUGGCCGCUUCUUCUCCACUGGUACACCUGGUGAUAAUCGUAGGACGAUACACGAGAGUCUGCUGUCCUCUAUCGCUCACGUCCUGCCGUGUCCGUACUCGUCCAGCCAUGUAUCGCACAGGAGGAGUAUCCUCCCAGAGGAAGAGACGAGCGAGAAGAGAAGGGAAGAAAGCACUCGAUCUGCGUCUGAUGAGAGUUUCUCGCACCUGUCGAAUGAAAGCCAGUAUUGGGAUUACAAGCCCUCUGAUGGUCAGGCAGGUGGAUUGUUCAAGACGAGUCAGGAGAAGUCAUCACCAUCCUCCUCCUCCUCCAUCUCCUCAUCCUCCUACCUUUCUUCAUUCAGCCACUCCACAAAUGAUCCUUCCAUCUCUCCAUCUUCCAUCCCAACCGACAUCCCACCUUCAUCGAGCAAAGAAUCUGAAUCGCCCUUUGACCAGGUCACCCGGCAGUGCUGGGGUCGGGUCAACAACAUCAUCGGAGGUCACCUGAUGUCGGAGGGAGAGGAAGAGAAAGCUGUCCAUCAUUUCAGGAUAGCCAGUGAAUCGGGCUACAGCAAAGGGCAGUACAACCUUGGCAUGUGCUAUGAGCUUGGGACAGGAGUUCUUCAAGAUGAUACCCAGGCUGCUGUGUUUUUCGACCUCGCUGCCCAGCAGGGUCAUUCACAAGCCCAGUACAAGCUAGGCACAUACCACCUGGAUGGGAGAGGUAACGUGGAGCCGUGUGAACAGACCGCCCUGACUCUCAUCACACAGGCAGCUGAAGGGGACGUGGUCCAGGCUCAGAGUUACCUUGGAAUGUACUACAUGACUAGUGAAGAACCUGAUCCUGAGAAGGCAGUGACUUAUCUACAGGCAGCUGCACAGCAGAAGGAUCCUGAAGCUCAGUACCAUCUAGGACUUUGCUACGAGUAUGGAUGGGGUGUAGAUACCAACCAAGCGAGGGCGUCGAGUCUCUACCACUCUGCAGCUAGCAAAGACCACGCCCCUUCACUCUAUUCGCUGGCUCUCUUCCAUGAACAAGGUCUAGGAGGUUUGCCAGAAAAUCCAUCCCAUGCCAAGGAGCUGUUUAUCAGGGCCAGCUCAUUGGGUUAUGAGAAGGCUACAGAGAAACUUCUUGAGAUGGACUCAGAAGAAAGUGAGCUCAACAGAUCCAGACUCAGAUCAAACUCAACUCUGAGCUCAGACUCGCUGUCGUCAUGGGCAACGAACUCAGAGUCAGGCUCUGAGAGCGCAGGAGUUGGUGAAACUCUACUCAAUUCAUCCUCAAGCAGUAGUAUAGACUCAGAAAUAUCAGUGUGUUUCGAUGCAGGAGCACCAAUGUCGCUGACAUCAUGGGCAACAAGCUCAGAGUCAGGCUCUGAGACUGCUGGAGUAGGUGAAACUCUACUCUCUUCGUCCUCAAGCAGUAGUAUAGACUCAGACAUGUCGGUGUGUUUCGAUGCAGGGGCACCGAUGUGUUUAGACUGGAGAGAUGUCCUGCCUCACACCAGUGGUAGUAUACAUGUAUCGUUCAGCGCACCCGAACUCACCAGUAAGAAGAGUACAUCGAUAGUGGAUGGUAGUGGAGAUGUGCAUUCCAUCCUGCACAGUUUGUCCCUUCUGAGUUUUCCCACCCUGCACCAGGGAUGGAAGGUCAGAGGUCAAGAUGGUCAGUCUGAUGGAGAAUGGACAAUAGAUCCUUUGGGAUUGACCGUUGAUGUUUCCGGGGGUCAGGAUCCUCGUCCUAGCAGAUCGGGGAAAGUGGUCUUCCAGCUUGGAGGUCUAGACGAAGAGGACAAUGUAGACUGGUGUGAACCCAUCAACGCCAUUGGUCAACAGAGACUGGUGUCAUUCAAGAGGGCUACAGCUUUUGUCUAGUUGCAGUCAAUGACUGAAUGACAUUAUGUAGGGUCCACGAACAAUGUCAUCAUGGAGAUACCAGUGCAGUCUUACACCAUUUGCAAACAUUUAGCAAAAAAGUCCUUAUUUGAUGUCUGACUCCCAGGCGGAAUGAUUGGGACUUUUUACAGAAUCAGAGCCAUAUCUAUACACAAAAUUUAGGCCAGCUUGGGUUCAUUUGGUCACAAUAUGGUGUAUAUUCUGUUUGACCAACAAAGCAGUAAAUGCCAUAUAUUGUGCCCAACUCAAACUCUGUUGGCCAAACUCUCCUAAUCAAUGAAUCUGAGAAAGAAUGUUAGCAGAGUUUUUGGUGUAUACAUGUAGAUUAGCGUGUCCCACCUAGCAGAAAGUAUAUUUGAAUUAAUGUACAUUACAUGCUCCAAAUUCAGUUUAUUUAUCUCUAGGGAUCGGCAUGCUGAAUCCUGAGACUUCUCUAUGUGGUUGCUUGGUUGUUGUUAUUCUUGUU